UCUAGUAUCCACAAUUAAAGAAAAACAAAAGCAAUCACAGUGUGAUAUUGUGCUUCAUCGAACCUUUGUCAGACAAUCAGUCAAAAGAUAUCGAGCAAAGUACAAUAGCAAUACGUACUGACCAGUUAUGUAAUGAGCUUUCAAUUGUAUGUUCGUGUACUGUGUAAUGUUGAAUUAGAUUCGUCACUAUAAACGAUAAUAAAUAGAUGACUAGAUUUAAGAUUAGUGUAGAUGUUUGUAAGCGGAAAGGACAAACUUCCUGUUUGAGGAUUAUCGUACAGAAUGGACUUAGUAUAAGGACUUUGUGACAAAUAAAAAAAAAAACAACUUGAUGGACUUCAUAUUUAGUAUAUGGACAUUUACUUUCAUUAAAUGCACAACAGCUACGCUAUAUUACUCUGACACCGAUUACAAAAGUUACUAUCAAGCAGAGCAGUUUUGCAAUAACGUUGGGGGAGUGCUCUUGAGGUACGGAGAAAAAUUCAGUAAAGUUAUUCGUACCUGUGGAAAAACCCAAAAGGAUGUUUGGACCGGUAAACCAUGGUAUCUAAAAUGGGAAAAUUGUUAUUAUGAUGGUAAUAUUAACACACUAAGAACAGCAGUAGUAAACAGAACCUCGGAUAAACAUGUAGGUGUGUGCGCAGACUUUUGUGCCAAUGAGAAUUACACGCGCUUUGCUGUACAGGCCAAGUCAUGCUUCUGUUAUACCAAAAGUGUGGUAUUCACCGUAUCUUUCUGUUUUGGUAAAGAAAUUCAAUGUCCCGGAAACAGUUACGAUAUAUGCGGAACAGGAGAGUACGGCAGCUUUCCAUAUUAUGUGGUCUAUGAAAAAGUGAAUUCUCUUCCAAAUAAUAUCUGCCGCACGAGGUUAUAUACAGACACAACAUCUCCCAGUAAAGAAAUAGACUCAAGUUGCAAUUCAACGAACUUGACCUAUAUUUGCAGCGUUGGCAAUUCUGACGAUAUUGAAUGUAAUUUAAGUGAUUUACUUCAAACAACGAGUUCAGUAAACACUGGAGGAAAAGGAAUGGUUAGUGGUCUAGUAGUCGGCAUGGCUAUUACACUGAUUUUGAUCUUUGUAACCAUGUACAUCAUUAACAGGAAAUAUAGAAAAAAUGGUCAAACAUCUAAAUCAAUUAUGAGGACAGAAAAUAGUGACCUGAAGAAAAAUAAUUUUUCAUUAUACGCAUCCGUAUCAGAAGAUACAAUUACAUCCGGGAAUGUUCUAUCGAAUGAUCAAUCAAACUUAGUUCCUUCUGACUCAAAAAAUUCUCAGAAACAUCCUAAAUUCAACUCGUUUCAUAAUGCAAAAACUUCAGAUACGAAAGAAGAAGAUCACUAUGAAAUAAAACCCGAUGGCGUUUACGACAUUUCUUCACAUAAUGCACUUAAUAAAAUGGCGAAGGAAAAUGACAAUAUUUAUGAUCGUCAAUUGGAAGAUACAUACGACACAGGAAAUCUCCAAGACAUUAACCAAAUUGUAGAUGUUUACGAUCACACAUAGCAACAACCAUGUUUAUUUAAAAACAAUAGAUAUAAGACAUAAUACCAUCGACUAUUGAAUGGAAGCUUGAUGCUAGCUUCACA
Molecule: messenger RNA, 1587 nt
Organism: Mytilus trossulus (common blue mussel)
Lineage: Eukaryota; Metazoa; Mollusca; Bivalvia; Mytilida; Mytilidae
Exons: 8
Coding region: 332-1504 (390 amino acids)
Source: RefSeq, a predicted model, not a curated record